Molecule: messenger RNA, 2337 nt
Organism: Camellia sinensis
Lineage: Eukaryota; Viridiplantae; Streptophyta; Magnoliopsida; Ericales; Theaceae
Source: RefSeq, a predicted model, not a curated record
GGGACCAAACACUUAGAAGACCAGAUAUAUGCUGAGAUAAGGGGACGAAUCAAGGAGGAUGACAUUUCUGCUCCAAUACGCAGGGGGCCUUACCACUACUAUGAAAGGACCUUGGAGGGAAAGGAAUACAUUCAGCAUUGCCGCUGCCUAGUAUCUGACAAUGGGGCUCCACCCUCUAUUUAUGAUGUUUUGCCAACUGGACCAGAUGCUCCUCCUGAGCAUGUUAUACUCGAUGAGAAUGUAAAGGCUCAAGGGCAUGCAUUUUAUAGCAUUGGUGCUUUUAAAGUUAGUCCAAAUAAUAAGUUGGUAGCAUAUGCAGAAGACACUAAAGGAGAUGAGAUCUACCAUGUUUACGUCAUUGAUGCUGAGACUGGAACGUGUUUGGGGAAGCCUCUAGUUGGUGUAACAUCAAAUAUUGAAUGGGCUGGUGAUGAUGCUUUACUUUAUGUUACAAUGGAUGCAACCCUUCGUCCAGAGAAGGUGUGGCUACAUAACUUGGGGAUGGAACAAUCAAACGACUUGUGCCUUUAUCAUGAAAAAGAUGACAUGUUCUCUAUCGGAGUUGAGGCUUCUGAGAGCAAGAAAUUUUUGUUCAUUGCAUCUGAAAGUAAAACUACAACUUUUGUCUUCUAUUUUGACAUUUCAAAGCCUGAAAACGGGCUUAUGCAAUUGACACCUCGGCUAGAUGGUAUUGACACUUCAGUUAGCCAUCGUGGAAAUCAUUUUUUCAUCAAGAGGAGAAGUGAUCAGUUUUUCAAUUCAGAAUUACUAGCAUGCCCACUGGACAAUAUAUCUGCAACCUCAGUUCUUCUCCCUCAUCGGGAAAGUGUAAAGAUUCAGGACAUACAACUUUUUGAUGAUCAUCUUGUCGUAUAUGAGCGUGAAAAGGGCCUUCCCAAAGUAACUAUAUAUGGCCUUCCACCCAUUGGAGAACCACUUGAAAGGCUUCAAGGUGGUCGGGCUGUUGACUUUAUUGAUCCUGUUUAUUCAGUGGAUCCAUCAGAAUCACAAUUUUCUUCCAGCAUUUUAAGAUUUUUUUAUAGCUCAUUGAGGACACCGCACUCCGUUUAUGAUUACGAUAUGAACACAGGGGUUUCGGUACUGAAGAAGAUUGAAACAGUCUUGGGAGGUUUUGAUGCCUUAAAUUAUGUAACUGAAAGGCAAUGGGCCACUGCUCCAGAUGGAACUCAAAUCCCUAUAUCAAUUGUUUAUCAAAGAAAUAUUGUGAAGCUUGAUGGGUCUGAUCUGUUACUACUUUAUGGUUAUGGUUCCUAUGAGUAUUGUCUGGAUCCUGGUUUCAAGGCAUCAAGACUGUCUUUGUUGGACCGGGGUUUUAUUUAUGCAAUUGCUCACAUUCGUGGGGGUGGUGAAAUGGGGAGGCAGUGGUAUGAAGACGGAAAACUGUUGAAGAAGCAAAAUACUUUCACAGAUUUUAUUGCUUGUGCAGAAUAUCUCAUAGAGAAAAGGUACUGUGCAAAAGAAAACUUGUGUAUUGAAGGAAGAAGUGCAGGGGGAUUGCUUGUUGGUGCUGCUCUUAACAUGCGGCCUGAUUUAUUCAAGGUUGCUGUAGCUGGAGUACCCUUUGUGGAUGUUUUGACAACAAUGCUUGAUCCGACUAUUCCUCUUACGACGUCAGAGUGGGAGGAAUGGGGUGAUCCUCGCAAAGAAGAGUUUUAUUUCUACAUGAAGUCAUAUUCCCCUGUUGAUAAUAUUAAGGCACAAAAUUAUCCAGCCAUUCUCGUGACAGCUGGUUUUCAUGAUACACGUGUUAUGUAUUCAGAACCUGCCAAGUUUGUGGCAAAGUUGAGAGAUAUGAAGACUGAUGAUAACAUGCUAUUAUUCAAAUGCGAAUUCGGUGCUGGGCACUCUUCAAAGUCUGGAAGGUUUGAGAAGCUCCAAGAAGAUGCCUUCAUCUUUGCUUUUAUAAUGAAGGCUUUAAACAUGGUUCCUCCCAUCAGCUUAGGUGAGAACUGAGUCAAAUGGAGAAUGGUACCCACUUCUUAUUUGGAAGGUGUUGAUAGAAGCUUGUAUCAUAUUGAGAGAAAAAUGACAUUUAGAGGGGAAGGGAAGAGGAAGGGGAGCGGGAGGGGGUGAGAGCCUUUCUGUUGAGAAAAUUCCUUGCUGUCAUACUAGCUUUCUUAUUCUCUCUGUCAAGAGCUGUGUCCUUUUUUCCUGUUUGUUACUACUGGUAUCAAACAAGAUGAUAUUUUAAUAAAGCAUGUCACGCUGUACGUGUUGCUUGUUGAAGUUGGAAACUCCUUAAUAUGGCAGCAUACCUUUCAGACUUCAAAGUUGGAAAUGUCACAAAUAAAAUCAGUGGCUACUUUUUCUUUUUUU